CCCUGAAAAGUGAAGACUGACCCCAAACUCCCAAAGGAGGAAAAUAAACAAGAACAGCACCCUUCCUCACUUCCCCCCUUCUUCAAUUCUUCUCCCUCUCUCCUUCCUCCAUAGAUUUUGGAACCAUAAACAAUGAAUCAAAGAUCAUCACUUUCAAUCUACACUUUACUUGGCAGAAACCCUUUAAUCUCCUCAAAGAAACCCACAUCUACCUUCCUCUUUAAAUUACUCGCACCAAUUUCUACCCACACAUGUUCACCCUCAGUUACUUCAAACCCCACUUCAAAUUCCCCCUAUUUCAAUCACCCAUCAACCUUAAUCUCUCAAUUCAGGACUUACCGUGCAGAUUCAUCUGAAGAUUUUGACAAAAACAAGAUAGUUGACGAGAUUAACCUGAAAUUUGCUGAAGCAAGGGAAGAAAUCGAGUCAGCUAUGGAUUCUAAAGAGACUGUUUACUUCAAUGAAGAAGCUGAGUGUGCUAGGACUGCUGUUAAGGAAGUUCUGGACUUGUAUGAAGGCUUAUUGGGGAAGUUAAAGGUUGAGGAGAGAGGAGCCUUGCAGAGGUCUAUGGGGCUCAAGAUUGAGCAGCUUAAGGCCGAGCUUCAGCAAUUAGAUGAUUGAUUACGAUUAGAUUAUCCGAGCUCAUCAGUGAAGUUGACGGUUCAUACAAAUUAGAGUUGUUCGUGGGUGCUAGCUUGGUAUUGAUAGUGGAAAUUGGCAGCAUGGAAACCAUAAAUUAUCGACGUUCCUCUGUUUGGCAAUAAGGAUUAGUUAUUGUAAUGAAGAAAGGGAAUGAUAAUUGGUGGAAAUUGAAAACGAAAUGUCUAUUAGAUCUAAAGAGAUGUGAGAUUCUCCGGUAUUUAGGUGGGUUAUUUUUUUAUUGAGAAGCUAAGCGUUUGAUUCUUUAUCCAUUGAUUUUCCUUUUGAAUUAAACAAAGAAGAAAAAACAAAUGAUGUUGGAGAAUAAAAAAGUAAGUAAUUGGAUAAAUUGAAAAUUAUAAUUAAUAAUACAAUUUAAUUUAUA
Molecule: messenger RNA, 1024 nt
Organism: Spinacia oleracea (spinach)
Lineage: Eukaryota; Viridiplantae; Streptophyta; Magnoliopsida; Caryophyllales; Amaranthaceae
Product: embryogenesis-like protein
Exons: 2
Coding region: 133-621 (162 amino acids)
Source: RefSeq, a predicted model, not a curated record